This is a messenger RNA of Strongylus vulgaris, 690 nucleotides long. NCBI's taxonomy places the organism in Eukaryota, Metazoa, Nematoda, Chromadorea, Rhabditida, Strongylidae. The record is from the annotation of a GenBank genome assembly.
AUGCCAUGGUUUCGUGCCAAAAGAGUUAAGAGAGGAUGGUUGGACAAAUAUCAAUAUGAUGAAGAAGACAAGUCAGAUGAAACGACUAUAGCUACAUCGAUUCAAUCGACCACAACUAAGUCAUUGCUCACAACCUUUGUCACUGACAGUUUUAGAUACGAUACUAAUGGAUCUGAUUCGAGUCUUUUGGAAGGGCCCAAUGGAGAUACGGCGCAAACGUCUUCGAGCUCAAAGUUUUUUGUCAUCGUGGGCGCUAUAGGUGCCAUUCUCCUUGCAAUACUCAUUGCACUUACCAUAGUAGUAUUUCUAAUCCUGAAGAAGAAGAGAAUGCAUAAACGGCUUAGCGCGCAAUUGGAUGAACAGGAACGUUUGAGGCAGGAAAGGGCAAGAAACCAAAAGAAAAGAAGAAGAAGAAGAAGGACAAAAAAGAAAGAUGUAGAGAUGGACGAGCAGAAGAAGGAGAAUGCUGAGGAGGGAAAAGACGAUAAAACUGCAUUAGAUAAGAGCGUUGCUCAACAAACCGGACAAGAAAGCAAAAGAGCCAAACCCGCAGACAUCGACCGAAUGAUGGAAUUAUUGGGAAAUAGAAAAGUGGAAAAACUGAUGCGAGAUCCAAGUGGGGAUGCAAAUGCCGCCGAUGUGAACAGAAUGGUGAAGGAGAUGAUGGAGAGGAGAAUGCAAAGGGCUAGG